UGUACUUUUCUUAACACGUACCUAUGUAUUUAUUUCCAUCAAAACAAUAAAGUAAUCUUACAAAAAUGGAUGAAAACAGCCUUAUAUAUGGGCUAGAGCUGCAAGCCCGUGCUCUAACUCCCCAAUACGGUGAGAGUAAUGACGUAUGCUUCUUCAUAGCAACAAACUCCUUGAAGCCAACGAAUCAGGUGCACCUAAUUCAGUUCGAAGAGGAGCAGGGAACAGUGCAAUCUAAGGUUUUCGAGCAUGCCCUUGGAGAAGUUUGGAAACUGAACAGCUGUCCCCACAAUUCUCGUUUGCUGACAUCCGUUUACAAUGUACAAAAAGGAGCUCAGGUGUUGACUCAAGCAGCACUGCUAACGCUUCCAGAGAAUCUUAAUCCCACGGAUGCCGAGCAGCUCAAAUCGGAGUAUCUGCCAUGGGAGAACGUGGAACAACUGAAUACGGAAUCUCUUGGAGAGAGGGUUAAAACGGUUGAGUUUCAUCCAAGCCAGGAUCAAACUCUUGCCUGUGUGGUGGACAACAAGCUGGCUGUGAUGCAGCGAGCCGAAUCCUCCACUCGAGUGGUGGCCGAAGUUCCAACAAGUGGUUCGGCAAGCAAGCACUCGCUGAACUUUACCAACGGCAAGUGGUCGCACCACCAUCAGGGUCAUCAGUUCCUGGCCCUGCACGAAGGUAACUUAAGUGCUUACGACGUGCGAGACACCCAGCACUGCGCCUGGAGCAUCAGCGACGCUCACGGACAGAUGGUUCGCGAUCUGGACUGCAAUCCCAACAAACAGUGUCACCUAGUCACCGGUGGCGAUGACGGCUACUUGCGGAUUUGGGACUGCAGGAUGCCCAAGUCGCCGGUGUUUGAGCGCAGCGACCACUCGCACUGGGUUUGGUCAGUGCGAUUUAAUACAUUCCACGACCAGCUCUUGCUUUCCAGCUCCAGCGAUUGCAAGGUGCUUCUCACUUGUGCCGGAUCUGUCAGCUCUGAGACUCAGGCGCAAACCGGGCUUGACGACACGAAUUUUAGUGGUACUGAGGCAGAGGAGCGCCACAAAUUGUUGCCCGAUGGUCUCCUACAAACUUUCGACCAGCACGAGGACUCUGUUUACUGUGCAGAGUGGAGUAAUGUGGAUCCGUGGAUUUUCGCAUCGCUCAGCUACGACGGACGCGUCCUUAUCUCGAAAGUACCAAAGCAGUACAAGUACCAGAUUAUAUUUUAAGCCAAUAAUUUAUUGUUUAUGCUAAAAGUAAAACUAUUUAAAGACGUA
Drosophila bipectinata is the source of this 1262-nucleotide messenger RNA. Its product is annotated as EARP and GARP complex-interacting protein 1. NCBI's taxonomy places the organism in Eukaryota, Metazoa, Arthropoda, Insecta, Diptera, Drosophilidae. The record is from RefSeq and is a predicted model, not a curated record. Gene Ontology annotation, biological process: protein ubiquitination. Gene Ontology annotation, molecular function: protein binding.